AGUAAUUACUUUACAACAGCAGACCGGUUGAAACAUUUUAUUCACACGGCUAUUCCAAUAAUUCGAACUGUAUAUGUCUUUAUCAGGCGCAUUUAACCAGCCACGACGUUAAGCAAUCACACUAUGAGAAAUCGAUUCAUAGGACGAUUUUUUUCCUUUCUUUGUCAUGGAUUUUCUUGUACACGUAUCUCCUAUGUACGAAUAAAAGCGAUUGUCUCAGGAGGGAGAAACUGUAGAAUGGUUUCUUGUUCUUUGCCGAGGCCACAGUCAUCUGUACAUGUAAUACCUUCGCGCAUUAAGUUUUCAGUUAUGGAUCUUUCAAUAGCUUUAUUCAUCAUCGUAAUUGGAAUUUCUCAUUCGACAACUGUCAAUGGAAUAGACUUUCAGUGUCCAAAGAAAAACGGUCAAUUUGAGGAUCCUGUGCAAUGCGAUAAAUUUUAUGAAUGUAAAGAUGGUAUAGCAACAGCCAAACUCUGUCCUGACGGAUUAGUUUUUGAUCCGUUGAAUAGAAAGGUCAACAAAUGUGACCAACCAUUUAGUGUGGACUGUGGUGAACGAACUGAACUUCAAAAUCCUCAAUCUAAUCACUUAUGCCCCAGGCGAAAUGGGUACUUUGCACACCCUGACGAGAAAAUUUGCAACAUUUUUUAUAACUGCAUAGAAGGCGAAGGAACAGAAAUAGUAUGUCCGAAUGGCUUGCACUUUGACGAGUACGCGGGAACAUGCGCUUGGCCAGCCACUGCCGGCAGGACCGGAUGUGGCGAACCGGAAGAAAUGAAACUCAAAGAUGGAUUCACUUGCCCAAAAGAAAAACAACAAUCGUCUAGAGUACAGAAUGUAGCACAUCCAGUGUACUCACAUCCGGAUGAUUGUCAAAAAUUCUAUGUAUGUCUUAAUGGAAUAACACCCAGAGAACAAGGCUGUUCUGUUGGUGAAGUAUUCAAUGAGCAAUCUCAAAAAUGCGAUCGACCUGAAAUGGUACCUGGAUGCGAGGAUUGGUAUAAAGAUGACCCACAAGUACAAAACAAGAAUAAAAAAACCACAUAAUCCUAAAUUAAUUAUGUUUUAGUAUUAAUUAUAAUAUACAUUAAGCUAAGUCAUUUUUUUCAUAUAUUUUGUUAAUAAUUAAAUGUAUAGUUGUAUUUAUUAAAUAAAAUACAAUUAAUAAAUUGUUUUUCAUUGAUUCAAAUUUAAAAAAA
This is a messenger RNA of Daktulosphaira vitifoliae (grape phylloxera), 1199 nucleotides long. Its product is annotated as protein obstructor-E-like. The record is from RefSeq and is a predicted model, not a curated record. Gene Ontology annotation, molecular function: chitin binding. Gene Ontology annotation, cellular component: extracellular region. The transcript is spliced from 5 exons. Lineage: Eukaryota; Metazoa; Arthropoda; Insecta; Hemiptera; Phylloxeridae. Bases 124 to 1047 code for a protein of 307 amino acids.